GCAGUCAAGCUUGCGCAAACGCUGGAGGACACGAAGGGUGGGUGAUACCUAGGUGAAGCGGACGGGGUGGUCCGGGGUUUCUAAUGCAUUGCAAUGCUUCCUCUUGCCAUUUGUCGCGCCGUGGGGCUGUACUCUUCUUCUUUUCUGCCUCUCUGGCCGAUGGAGACCCAGGAAUCAGGGUGCUCACGCGAUCAUGGAUCGUUUUUAUAGAUGGGUGGUGCGAUGGGAGAACAUGGGGUGAGCUUGGUCAUGUGCCACUCGACUCACAUUCCUUGCCCGCAGAGGGUGUUAUAGCAUAGUUUUUUGUUUUCUUUUGGUGGCUGUCCCCCGUGGUGUUGACUGGAAGGGGACAUGGCGCCGGCGUUGGUUCAAGCCCAUGCGUGCAGUCAAGUGGUUGCCGGGCAAGGGGAGACCCGACGUUGAUGGCUGCAACAGUGGAAGGAUUGCACGAGAGGAUGCGGGAUUGUGACCGGGGGCGACCAAAAAAUGCGUGUAGAGAUAUGGCGGAGGAGUGCAAUAAGAAGCAUAUGACU
Messenger RNA from Verticillium dahliae VdLs.17, 533 nucleotides. RefSeq lists its product as uncharacterized. The transcript has a single exon. The record is from RefSeq and is a predicted model, not a curated record. The coding region runs from base 84 to 299 and encodes 71 amino acids. NCBI's taxonomy places the organism in Eukaryota, Fungi, Ascomycota, Sordariomycetes, Glomerellales, Plectosphaerellaceae.